GCCCAAUGAGAAGCCCUUUCUCUCCUCCCUCCCUCCCAAACACAUCCCUUGGUCAGCCAAGAAGACUUCUUUUUCUUGUGAGAGGCAUGUCCAGGCCAGUGGAACCCCUAGUUGUUGGGAGGGUGAUUGGAGAGGUUCUGGACUCUUUCAGACCCAGUGUGAGGAUCAUGGUCACCUACAGCUCCAACAAGCUGGUCUUCAAUGGCCAUGAGUUCUACCCUUCUACAGUCACAUCAAGGCCCAGAGUCGAGGUGCAGGGUGGUGACAUGAGGUCCUUCUUCACACUGGUAUGCUUCCAAACCCUAGUCUCGAGGAGAGACACACCGAGCAUCUAUCUACACUCACCUUGUGCUGUGGAAUUGUUUCAGGUUAUGACAGAUCCAGACGUCCCAGGGCCAAGCGAUCCAUAUCUCAGGGAGCACCUGCAUUGGAUUGUGACCGACAUUCCAGGCACAACAGAUGCUUCUUUUGGAAGGGAGGUGGUGAGCUACGAGAGCCCCCGGCCGAACAUUGGCAUCCACAGGUUCGUCUUCGUGCUCUUCAAGCAGAAGCGACGGCAAGCCGUCAGCCCGCCGGCCUCGAGGGACCGCUUCAGCACGCGCCGUUUCGCCGAGGAGAACGGCCUCGACCUCCCCGUCGCCGCCGUCUACUUCAAUUCUCAGCGGGAGACCGCUGCCAGGCGGCGAUAGAGAGCCAUCGUGCAUGCGUCCACCGCUCCGUCUCUGUUGUCUACUGUCUCUGGUGCAAUCUACUGUACCUCCACUAUCCAUGCAGCUCCCUCCUCCCUCCUCUCCGUGAUCAGAUGUACCGCUCUUAGUCUCUGUGCUGCAGUAUAAUCUACGUUUGCGUUGUCGUCGA
Molecule: messenger RNA, 858 nt
Organism: Musa acuminata AAA Group (dessert banana)
Lineage: Eukaryota; Viridiplantae; Streptophyta; Magnoliopsida; Zingiberales; Musaceae
Product: protein SELF-PRUNING-like
Exons: 3
Coding region: 6-689 (227 amino acids)
Source: RefSeq, a predicted model, not a curated record